Messenger RNA from Lasiodiplodia theobromae, 792 nucleotides. Its product is annotated as 3-hydroxyacyl- dehydrogenase. Bases 1 to 792 code for a protein of 263 amino acids. Gene Ontology annotation, molecular function: oxidoreductase activity. The record is from RefSeq and is a predicted model, not a curated record. NCBI's taxonomy places the organism in Eukaryota, Fungi, Ascomycota, Dothideomycetes, Botryosphaeriales, Botryosphaeriaceae. The transcript is spliced from 2 exons.
AUGCAAAUCCCAAACCGCCUCUUCAUCGUCUCCGGCGGUGCUAGCGGGCUCGGUCUCGCAACCGUCAAGCUCCUGCAUAGCCAAGGCGCUUACCUCUCUAUCCUGGACAUGAACAGCAACUCGGGCGAGGAAGUGGUCAAGGAGCUAGGAAACGAGCGGGCCUGCUUUUUCGAGACCGACGUCACGGACACGGAGAGCGUGGCAGCGGCUGUGAAGGGCAGCGUGGAGUUUGCGAAAAAGAAGGGCGUGCCGCUGGGCGGAGUGCUGGCAGGUGCAGGUGUUGGAUUUCCUGGUUUAAUAAUCGAUCAAAAGAACGAGCCCCUCCCCCUCAGCUCCUUCGAUACCGUCAUCUCGAUAAACCUGCGGGGCACCGUGGACCUGAUCCGUCAAGUCCUGCCGUACCUGACGCAAAAUGAGCCAUACGGCCCGGAUGGUGAGCGCGGCGUCAUCAUAAUGGUAUCCUCCUCCGCAGCCUUUGAUGGCCAGAUGGGACAGAUUGCGUAUGCCGCAUCCAAGGGUGCCGUACGCAGCAUGACGCUGCCCAUGGCGCGCGAUCUUUCGCGCUUUGGUAUCAGGGUUGUAACGCUUGCGCCCAGCCUGUUUGAGAGCAACAUGACCGCAAUGUUGAGUGAUAAAGUGCGGAAAAGCUUGGAGCGCGUCAUGGAGUUCCCGAAGAGGCCGGGUAAGCCCGAGGAAUUUGCGAGGACGGUAAAGGAUGCGAUAGAGAACAGUAUGUUGAACGGGGAGGUUAUAAGGUUGGAUGGUGCAAUGAGAAUGCCGAGUAAGCUGUAA